GCCAGUCCAUCAGAUUGGCCCUCGGGUGACUCUUCCGACUGCGGGCACAGCAGUGCAUGACACUGCUCACUCGAUCACAGACCAAGGCCAUGGACCGGAAGGCGGGAGAAUCCCUCCUGGCCUAUGAGGAACGCCUGGCGGCAUUCAUUCAGGAGGCCAACGAUAGGGCCGCCGCCGCGGCUAAGGAACGUAAUCGGCUCGAACAAGAGGAGGAGGCCAAGCGACAGAAGGAGGAACAGGAUCGACUUCGUCAAGAAGAGGCAGACCUGCAGGCGGCAGCCGAACACCGGUCACGCCAGCGGGAACGGCUGUUCACGCGGGAGACCGUGAUCGGCAAUGAGGCCGCACAUUGGGUGGAAGUGACAUCUGCAGACGGGGCCCCGGAGACUGAGAAAGGGCUGUCAGCCCUUGCGCAGGUCUCCCACGACCUCGUGGCCACCUGCGCUCUGCAGCAGGAGGAAAUCCUUCACCUGCAGCAGACAGUGGACCAGAUGCUCGCACGGCUGUAGGCGUUGGAGAAACAGCCAGCUGCUGUAGCAGCCGCAAGGCCUUCCACCCUUACCACCCGUGUGCAAGUUUUGGAGGAUGACGUCAGCAACAUCAAGCGUGUGCAUCAGGACUUUCGGACGUAGCAGCAAGCAACGAACGUGCAGUUGGAGAUGCAGGUCCAGGCUGCUGCCACCGUGACGCCCGCCGCCGCAUCCUCCCGGCGCCCACCCAAGCUGGAUGACAUUCCCGUCUUCUGCGAUCAGUCCAAGACGGAACUGAUCCCGUGGUGGCGCCAGUUUACUCUCAGGUUCGACAUGCACCAUGUC
Molecule: messenger RNA, 815 nt
Organism: Chara braunii
Lineage: Eukaryota; Viridiplantae; Streptophyta; Charophyceae; Charales; Characeae
Source: the annotation of a GenBank genome assembly